Culicoides brevitarsis is the source of this 2679-nucleotide messenger RNA. It is a transcript of the gene Med, whose product is annotated as mothers against decapentaplegic homolog 4. Gene Ontology annotation, cellular component: heteromeric SMAD protein complex. Gene Ontology annotation, biological process: BMP signaling pathway; anatomical structure morphogenesis; SMAD protein signal transduction. The record is from RefSeq and is a predicted model, not a curated record. Lineage: Eukaryota; Metazoa; Arthropoda; Insecta; Diptera; Ceratopogonidae. The transcript is spliced from 10 exons. Bases 369 to 2387 code for a protein of 672 amino acids. Gene Ontology annotation, molecular function: RNA polymerase II cis-regulatory region sequence-specific DNA binding; DNA-binding transcription factor activity, RNA polymerase II-specific; I-SMAD binding.
UUUGUUUUCAUUUCGACAAAAAUCUUCAAUAAUUGCGUAAAAAUCGAUAAAAGCUGCCCCGAAAUGCGACAAAAAGUGACCUAAAGUGUUGUGAAUGCCUCAAAAAACGGCAAACAGUAGAAAUUUAGUGAAAAUUUGUGCAAAUUUGUAAAAAUUCAAAUUACAAGUAUCGUCGUAGCAUACAAAGAAGAAAAGACUAUUCAUUCUUCGGAGUACAUUCGCGUUGGCUAGUCGAUUCUGUCGCGUUCUGUUGUUAAUAUUUUGAAGAAAAAAAAACAAGCACAAUAAAUAAACAAACAAAUUCAAGUGAGGAACGCGUCUCAGGAAAACCAUAAAAGCUGGGUACCCAAACAUUACGGGCCUUUGACAUGGUUGGAUUAGCUGCUCAAUCCGUGCAAACAGGAGCAGGCCCACCAUCGCAACACAUUUUUCAACCACCUCCAUCGAUUUCGCACUCGCAAGAAGUUGUGAGAGAAAUGAACGCCAUCCCAACGACGGCUCCAACCUCGGCAGAUGCCUGUUUGAGCAUCGUGCACUCGUUGAUGUGCCAUCGGCAAGGCGGCGAGAGCGAAGGAUUCUCGAAACGUGCAAUAGAGUCACUCGUAAAGAAGCUCAAGGAGAAGCGGGACGAACUCGAUUCGCUCAUUACUGCCAUCACGACAAACGGAGCCCAUCCAAGCAAAUGCGUAACCAUACAACGAACUCUCGAUGGUCGAUUGCAGGUCGCUGGCCGAAAAGGAUUUCCUCACGUCAUUUACGCGCGUAUCUGGCGAUGGCCUGAUUUGCAUAAGAACGAGUUGAAGCACGUCAAAUAUUGCCAGUUUGCGUUCGAUCUGAAGUGCGAUUCGGUGUGCGUUAAUCCGUACCAUUAUGAGCGUGUUGUGUCGCCGGGAAUCGAUCUCUCUGGAUUAACUCUCCAAUCCGGUCCAAGUCGCUUGGUAAAGGAUGAAUACACGCCAGGUCCCGUUGUUGGCGGAGGACUUGAUCUUGAUGGACCUGAAAUGGGCACGAUUAAACAUUUACCGCAUCAACCUGGCGGUUAUGGAUACCCUCAAGGAGACGGACCGCAAAUAAGCAGUUCGUAUCAAGGACCUCGUCCCAUUCCGAAAAACGAGCCGGGAGAACGAAAUCCAUGGAUGAUUCCGCCUCAAGGACCGAAUCCGUCUCUGAUGCCCAGACCAUUGUCAACUGUGCAACAUCCGAUGACAAUUCCGAAUGCAGGCGGUUCAAUGCAACAAGGAGGCUUAUUGCCGGGUCAAGGACCUCCCGGUACACAAGUUUCGCAACCGAUUCCCGCACCAAAUACAAAUCCCUCACAGUCGCCUAUUGAUGGUAUCAUAAAUUCGCCGUCAGAUCAAUCAUCACAGCCUUAUUACGCCACAGAUUCUCAGAUUGGGGACACGCACGGUCCAAUGUCUUCAUCUCCUAUGUCACCUAACACCUCCCAUAUUCAACAAAAUGGUUUCGCAUCUUCAACUAACAAUCAAGUAGUUCCGCCUUCGCAAGCUCCCGCUGGACAACAACACUUUGUCCAACAAAGCUCCGGGGGCUCUCAAGGUACAUGGAGCGGUUCUAAUACACUAACUUACACACAGUCAAUGCAACUUCCCGACAUAAGGCAGCAACGCGGAAACGCUUACUGGCAAUCGCCUCAAACGCAGGAUCAUCCAGCACAAACAAGAAUGCUCUCGCGCCAACCAGCUCCCGAAUAUUGGUGUUCCGUGGCAUAUUUUGAAUUAGAUACUCAAGUUGGAGAGACUUUCAAAGUUCCCAGCAGUCGACCGAAUGUCACAGUCGACGGAUAUGUCGAUCCAUCUGGCGGAAAUCGCUUUUGCCUUGGUGCAUUAAGUAACGUGCAUCGUACAGAGCAAAGUGAACGUGCCAGAUUGCACAUUGGCAAAGGUGUCUUAUUAGAUUUGCAUGGCGAGGGCGACGUAUGGCUCCGAUGCUUGAGUGAUCAACCAGUAUUUGUACAAAGUUACUAUUUGGAUAGAGAGGCGGGACGCACGCCAGGCGAUGCCGUGCACAAAAUCUAUCCGAGCGCAUUCAUAAAAGUAUUUGACUUGCAACAGUGCCAUCGACAAAUGCAAAAUUUGGCACAAAAUUCGCAAGCAGCAGCUGCAGCUCAAGCCGCUGCCGUCGCCGGAAUACCGGGACACAAUAUUGUGCCAAGAAAUCUCAGUGCAGCUGGUAUUGGAGUUGAUGAUUUGCGUCGUUUGUGCAUCUUGCGCUUGAGUUUCGUCAAGGGAUGGGGCCCGGAUUACCCGCGUCACUCCAUUAAGGAUACGCCGUGCUGGAUUGAGGUCCAUUUGCAUCGCGCCUUGCAGCUACUCGACGAAGUUUUGCACACCAUGCCCAUUGAUGGUCCACGAGCAUUGGAAGCCUAAAUACGAGUUUCACUGACAAUUUUAACUUUUUAAUUAUUAUUUAAGUUUUAAACAUUUUAAUUUUUUGUUAGAAUUUAGUGCCCGAACAUAGUUUGUUACUCUUUUUACAAUUUUUGUAUGACGAUUAUGUAUUUGUGUAUUAAUGUUAAGUUUUAAACGUUCGCCUUUUUUCUUAGAAAUUUUGUGAAACACAAAAAAAAAAUUACAAAAAUUAUAUUCUAUGAUAAUCCUUACAAUUUAAUGGUAAUAUUAACGAUGAUUGCAAUAUGUAUUUGAAAGAUUAUAUGAAAUA